Adineta steineri is the source of this 429-nucleotide messenger RNA. The record is from the annotation of a GenBank genome assembly. NCBI's taxonomy places the organism in Eukaryota, Metazoa, Rotifera, Eurotatoria, Adinetida, Adinetidae.
AUGACUUGUUAUAUCCAUUUACAAUGUAAUCGUGGUUCAUCAUUUGCAUGUCUUGAUUGGAGUGAAACUUGUGAUGGUAUUAUCGAUUGUAUGGAUGGAAUUGAUGAACAAUAUUGUUCGUCAAUAGAAAUUCAUCAAUGUUACAAUAAACAAUGCAUACCAAAAGCUUUUUUUCAAGAUAAUAAAAAUUUUCCUGAUUGUCUCGAUGGUAGUGAUGAACGAUAUGAUGGAAGUUCUCAUAUAAUUAAUAAAAAGAAAAUUUAUGAACCAAUAUUUUUAUAUGAAGAUAUUCUAUGUUAUCAUAUUUUACCACAUAUUAAUAUUUUCCAUCAACCAACUAUUGUUAAAAUAAGUAUUACAUUUCGAGAAAAAGCUUUACGUACAAAUGGUUGUGCUUUUUAUUUAUUAGCUUCACCAAUUGCUAGUUGA